Molecule: messenger RNA, 1185 nt
Organism: Serinus canaria (Common canary)
Lineage: Eukaryota; Metazoa; Chordata; Aves; Passeriformes; Fringillidae
Product: basic proline-rich protein-like
Exons: 4
Coding region: 1-1185 (394 amino acids)
Source: RefSeq, a predicted model, not a curated record
AUGCUGUGGCUCCCAGCUCGGGAGGAGCAGGAUCUCGGUGGCACCGGUGCUCCCAGAAGCCGGGAGCAGGCACAGGGAAGGGGCCGCGGAGGGGGAUCGGCCCCGCCGAGCUCCAGCAUCGCCGCAUCCCCUGCAGGUCCAGGCGCGCUCCCCCGCGGCACCGGGCCAAGGAAAACACCGGCAACCCGAUCCCUUCCCGCGGCACGGGGGCCGCUGUUUAUCCUGGAGCCGAAGCCGGGGGCCCCGAGCCGAGGGCCGAGCCCGAGCCCGGCGCUGCUGCCGAGGCGGGGGCUCAUUGCCGGGGUGCCGCCCGCAUGGCGCUGCUGCUGGGGGCCGUGCUGCUGGCGGCGGGCGCUGCCCUGGCCCCGGCCGUGCCCCCGGCCAUGCCCGCGCCCCGGGAGCUGGCGCGCUCCGUGCUGGAGACGCACGGGCAGGAGCUGCGGCUGCUGCGGCUGCUGGGAGUGGCCCGGACGAGCUUCGACUGGGGGACCCACUUCAGCAUCAACUUCACGGCCCGGCAGCCGCCCUGCCCCAAGCCCGCCCCGGACCCCCGCGGCUGCCGGGGCCGCCCGGGCAGGGUGCAGCGCUGCUCGGCCCAGGUGUCCGUGUUCACCUUCCUGCCCGACGUGCCGCUGUCGAUGGUGGAGUGCGGCCGGGAGCCGCAGCUCGGUGACAGCGCCCUGCCCCGUUCCCCUGGCACCAACCCAGGUCACUCGUCCUCCUCAUCCUCAUCAUCAUCCUCGGGGCCCCCCCUGCGGCCUCGGCCCCCUCCCAGUGCGUCCCUGCAGGGACCGUCCCGCCGCUCCCUGUCCCCAGCGGAGCUGCAAUAAAGAGAUUUCGGGGUCGGACGUGUGCGUGUGUGCGGGUGACGGUUCGGGGGACCCGGGGGCACCCUCGGCCUUGGGCAACAGCGAUGGAGCAACUUUGGGGUUGUGCAACCCCGCGGGCACCGACCUGACACGGACAACGUGUCACCACCCGAGGGGUCCUGGCCCCCAAACCCCCCGAGCCCAGCCAAGGGGCUCCCGAGGGUGGGGACCCCGAGGGGUUCAGAUGCCACCGCCCAUCACGGGGACCCCCCCGCCCCGCACAUCCCCCCGAAAGAACGGCCACUCUGCGGCUUGGGGCCGGGCGUUUCCCAAGGGGCAGCCCCGGGGCGGGUCCCCAACCUCCCGUGGGGGAUAA